This is a messenger RNA of Rubroshorea leprosula, 2690 nucleotides long. The record is from the annotation of a GenBank genome assembly. NCBI's taxonomy places the organism in Eukaryota, Viridiplantae, Streptophyta, Magnoliopsida, Malvales, Dipterocarpaceae.
ACUUGUUCUCCUCCAUCAUAUUUAGAGAUUUAGAUGCAUUUUCUCUUUCUUGUUCUUAUCUGGGUUGUUGGGUUCUGUUAGAUGCCAGCAUUGUUAAUCUUUUACAGAUGUAAAGGGCCCAUCUUGCAAUGUGGAAGUUAAGCUCUUUAAAUAUGGCAGCUUCCUUUUGAUCAUAAAUAGUCACAGGAACCCAGUAGGCUAGGGAUUUUACCCAAAUUUCACCCUUUUUUUUUCCUGGAAAUGGCUAGUGCAAAACUUGUUUGAUUUUAAAUGUGGAGACCCAUUUCUCACAUUUGAGUUGGAAUAGGAAAUCCAUCUCCUUUUAGAGUGUUACAGCAAAAAAGAACCUUACUUUUUGCAAAGGGCCAAGGUUCUAUAUUAUCCUUUGAGCUGUUGUGCAAGAUUCAGUUCUUGCCCUAUUUCUCGAUCUGGAAAUGAAUGCAGAUGGAGCAGAACAGGUUUUCUUCGAGAUUGGAGUGGUGGUUCCAAAGAGGAAUCAUGAGCAUGAAAAUGAGAUUUAUGACUGUGUGGAGGUUCUUGUAGACGAGUUCAUGAAGAUGGGAUUGAAAGUUGAGAGAAUUCACGGCUUAACAGAAGAGUUCAUCAAGUUGGGAGCACCUGUCGAGGUCUUGGGAAGGGCUGCAGCCAACUUGCAGAUAGUGAAGCCUACCUCCAUUGGAAUGGAUUUACAAUUUGAGUGGGAAAAUGUUGAUGCUUUUCUGAGACAGCCUGAUGGUUCAUUGUUCAGUUGGUGUGAGCGUUUCCAGUGCUACUACCAUUUAAUAUAUGGAACUAUUAACAGGAGCAAGUCAGACAUAAAUCUAACAUUUGAUGGCAAAGAGAUCCAGUGGGAAGCUGGGAAGUCUUUAUUGCAUAAGUUGGAGUCAGAGGGAAUUGUUAAACAAGUUUUUCCUCUGCACGAUGAAAAGAAGAGGAAGAAUCUCCUGAGGAGUUGGGCACUAAAAUUGAAGGACUGCACCAACCAGCCAAUUGAUGAUAUUUAUUCUUAUUUUGGAGUGAAGAUAGCAGUUUAUUUUACUUUCCUGGGAAUGUAUACACGUUGGAUAACUUUUCCAGCUGCAUUUGGGCUUAUUGUAGACUGGGUUAAUUUUGGAUCUUUGCAGUUGCUAGUGCUUCCUAUUUUCUUGGUAAGCAUAGUCCUGUGGGCUGUGAUGUUUUUCCAGUUCUGGAAACGUAAAAACGCUGCUCUCCUGGCCAGAUUGCAGAUUAACAGUUCGGUCAGCACCAGCCAGGAAUCUAGAGUUCUGGGCAUGGAGUGGAGUGCCCUACAUUCAUCCAUUGGACUUACAAAAAAUUUGGGGACUGAUAAAGCAAAACUGAAAGAAGCAUUUCAAAGAUAUGAGUGGUUUGGCUAUCUCAUGCGAUUCAGAAAUGAUACCAUCGUUAUUUUGAGUAUUAUCUGCCUCCAGUUGCCAUUUGAGUUGUGUUAUGCUCAUCUUUAUGCUGUUAUCAAGUCUCAUAUUGUUAGGUUUGGCUUAACUGCUAUUUAUAUUUCUCUCAUUCAAUAUUUUACAAAGAUUGGAGGCAAGAUAUCAGCCAGGCUCAUUAAGUAUGAAAUCAGUGAAAGUCAAGAAUAUAGAGCUGACAGCUUGGUCUACAAAGUUUUUGGUCUUUAUUUUAUGCAGACAUACAUUGGGGUCUUCUAUCAUGCCCUGGUACAUCGUGACUUUUUGACCCUUCGCCUACUCUUGAUCCAACGUAUGAUAAUCUCUCAGGUAAAGCUUUUCCUAAAAGUCCGUAAGGUGUUUGAAAAUCUGGCGGAAAAUUCUUUACCAUUUCUCAAAUACAGCUAUAAAAAAUUUAAAGCUGUUAGAAAUGAGGAACAAUGUGGGAAAGGAGGGUCAACUGGGAAGGUCAAGUUCAGUUCCAGGGUGGAGAAAGAGUACCUCAAAUCCACGUAUUCUGCAAGCAUUUGUAAGGAACUAGAAGACGGGCUGUUUGACGAUUUUCUGGAGUUGGCACUGCAGUUUGGAAUGAUCAUGAUGUUUGCUUGUGCAUUCCCCAGCGCAUUUGUCUUUUCUGCUAUGGGCAACCUUGUAGAAAUGAGAGCAGAUGCCCUGAAGCUGCUGGUGAUGUUCAAAAGGCCUGUUCCACGUGCUGCCACAACGAUAGGAGCUUGGCUAAACAUAUUUCAGUUCUUAAUAAUGAUGUCAAUAUGCACCAACUCUGCACUUCUGGUAUGGUUAUACGACCAGGAAGGGAAAUGGAAAAUCGAGCCUGGGCUUGCUGCAAUUCUUAUCAUGGAGCAUGUCCUACUGCUAAUCAAAUUUGGAUUUUCCCACUUGGUUCCUGAGGAACCUGCUUGGGUGAGAGCCAACCGGAUGAAGAAUGUAACACAAGCACAAUACAUGUGCUCUAGACAGCUAUUUAGAAGUAUUUCUGGGGGUGAGAAGGCAUUUGCUGAAUGGAAUGCAGAAAGGUCCCUUCACGAAUCGAAGAAAACAGAUUGAUCAUGCAGAAGUGACCAUUCUGCAGAGCACGUAAGCGAGAACAAGAAAUUUGUUUAUCAUUUGGAGCUCAUUCCUGUGAGAAAAUUUUGGAUUGUAGUGCACAUAGUCGAAACUAUAUGUUUUCUUGUUACCUUUGUUUUUGUAAGUAAAAUUUGCUUUGCAAGGAUGUUCUUUUGUUUGAUCUUUGAUUUUUCUACUUAAGAAAUCAGAUUUUAAACU